Molecule: messenger RNA, 4051 nt
Organism: Erpetoichthys calabaricus (reedfish)
Lineage: Eukaryota; Metazoa; Chordata; Cladistia; Polypteriformes; Polypteridae
Exons: 13
Coding region: 1133-3535 (800 amino acids)
Cellular component (GO): nucleus
Molecular function (GO): ubiquitin-protein transferase activity
Source: RefSeq, a predicted model, not a curated record
AAGCGAGUUUGAAUACAGUUCUUUUGGACAUGCUGCGGGAACGGUCCUCCAACUCCAGGGAGAAGGGUCCGGCAGCAGGUCGAAGACUCGGUCUUCCACAGUCCGCCCCACGACUUCCCACAGUCCGUAGAAAGAGAAGGAGAAGAGCCGCUGUACAGUUUUCCAAUUCGAAAAAGAAAUGGAGCUGGAAACGUUUUCCGACACGGAACUACGGUGGCUCUGAGGGGCAAAACACAAACACAAAAUCAGCAACAAACCAAAUGAAAAAACAAAAUAAAAAAAACACAAUGAAAUUAAUUAAUAUAUGAAAACAUGAAGUCAACAAUAAACAGUGAGGGCAUAAACUUAGCAAAUAGUGAGAGCAUGAAAUUAACAAAAAGUGAGAGCGUGAAAUUAACCAAAAGAAAGAGCGUGAAAUGAACAAAAACGACAACAUGAAAUCAACAUUAAGAGGCCGCAACAUGAAAUCAACAAAAACUGAAAACGGAAGUGAACUUCACAACGGAAACAGCAUUUUGAAAACGGAAAUGUCCACACCGGAAAUGAGAUUUUCAGAACGAAAUCUGUGCAUGCUUAGUUGGAAGAGAAAUCUGUGCAACGGACUAAUCUUCAACUGAUCACAUUUAAAGGUGAAAAGCAGAAUAUGCUGUAUUUUUAAACGUAUAUAUUAUACUGUAUACAUGCAGUGUGGCGACUGCAAGGGUCUGUAAACGUUUAUCUCCUGAGCAUUCAACGUGUUAAGUGCGGGAAAGUCCGCUUCAGCGAAGGGUGUUCAUGGUUGGUUGUAAUAACUGCCCAGAUUUCAUACGAAACGACGAACAUAAUACUGGUUGUUCUUGUUAAAUAUAUACCUUUCACAACUACAGUUUUUGUGACUUCCUGGUAAUUAAAAAACGAAAACGUUUCUUUGGGAAACUGAACAAAACGUUUAACAUCUUCACAAACUUUUAAAAUAAAAAUGUCAAACUUGAACUAGAUAACUGCGGCUACUCCCUGUCGUGUCGGCUUCUUUUUACUCCUCGCGAACUGUUAGGCUAUUAAUAGGAUAUUUUCUUAUCAUAAAAGUUUCGAGUGCGAAAACGCACAUGGAUUUCUUUCUCUUUAUUUGGUUGUGGGUCGAGUGUGCAAACACAUGUGGUAUUGCAAACACGGGGGGUAUGGACGAUGCGGUAGGUGGCUUUGGGUCCCCUACGAGGUCAGAGCACGAAGUGUCCGUUGUCAUCCAUCAACUGAAACAGAGAAGUCCUGCUAUUGGGUUUACCAUUCAUUUUACUGUUUUGUUACAAAUGCUUUACUUCUUCCUGUAACAAACAUUCUCAUUAUCCAAAGGCAGACAAUGUUUUGUCCCUACUGUGGCAGUCAGCUGGGCACGGGCGCGGCGCCAGCAUUUUGUUCCACCUGUGGGCGAUCGCUUGCCUUUCUGCCGUCAGGUGACCAAUCGUCCGCGGCGCUGGGAGGACCACCAACAGGACGUCAGCAUCCUCAAAAUUCUCCAACACUGACGGAUUUUUUUCGUUUCAAAGAAAUAAAAAACAAAGAAAGAUCCGUUAAUUUUACCACUAAAAGAAAGUCUCAGAAGGAUGCAGUAAGUUGUGUACAGAUUAAUGUAGGAAUUAUAAGGGAGUGUGGAGGAAUGUUAAAAAAAGAAAGAGGCAGGACAUUACCACUUCGAAUUUCUUCAAGAAGUUCCAAAAAUGAACUUUUGCAUGCCGCUGAGACAAAACUCUGCACAUUCAACAAUGAUUUACCACCAGGCCCAUAUGUGCUUUUGUAUGCUGAUGGGAGUCUUGUUAAUAAAAUACCAGGAUCUGCAAGUAAUUUUAUACUGCAAGACUACAAAAAUGAAAUUGGCAAACAAUUUAACAGAAUAACAUUCUUCAUCUGCCCAGAGGCUGAAUACAAUAAAUUAGAAAAUGACAGUAGUGAUCCUGAAGAAGUGACUAUUCAUCCAAAACAUAAAAUAGAAGAGGACUUUCUCAAUGAUACCGUGCUUUUUGUCCACAGCUCCCCCAGGGAAAAAAAUGAAAAUCUAACCGCAAGGAGUAAAGAUGUGAUGUCUUUGAUUAAUCCUGUAUCAAAUGAAAAGCAAAAUAUGGCAAGCACAUCAUCAAAGGAAGUUUCCACAAGCUGCACUAGUGUUAGUACGGGUGCACAUUGCUACAGAACAUAUACAGAGGUUUAUGCUCCAAUUCUAGUUGAAAGUGACACUAGUAGCUCAUCAGAAGAUGAAUUUGCUCACAAUGUUGAUUGUUUUAAUGACAAAAUAGUUAGUGUGGAAGACAUCCUGGAAAAUUUAGCCACGCAGAUUAAGUCUGAAAAAGUCUCACGGUUCAAUAUAAACAGAGCUGACAUUUGGGAUGGAGCUCUACGUGGUUUUAAGCGUUCGUCCUUUGAUCCAGCACACACCAUUUUAGUGAAAUUCAGUGAUAAUACUGGCUACAUGGAGAGUGGCAUUGACACAGGAGGACCCAAACGAGAAUUUUUAGAACUCCUAAUGCAACAUGUUAAAAACAGAACACUAUUUGAAGGAAGGGAAACUGAAAAAUACUUGACCUGUGACAGUGUUGCAUUUGAUAAUGAUGAAUAUUUCAUCAUUGGGCGAAUGAUCGCUGUCUCCAUGGUUCAUGGUGGUCCUGGGCCACAGUUCAUUUCGAAAAACUUGUUCAACUAUAUUUUAUGUGAAGGUAUCUUUUCCCCUGAUACAAAAGAUGUUUGUGAUCCAGAAAUACAGAUGAUGCUACAAAAGAUCAAGUCAUCGUCCUCAGUGGAAUGUCUCAGGAGUACAGUGGAGGUGUAUGCUACAAUGCUUAUGAUAGCGGGGUGUCUUUGCCAUGUUAUCAGGGAGCUUUCUGAUAAAGACAAAAUUGUGGAAGAUUAUCUGAAGUGGUAUUUUUUCACCAGAAAUGCUGCUUGUAUUCAAAGUGGGAAGAAACCAGAGCACCACCCAGAGGAAUCCCACUCAGAGAUGAGGAGAGCAUGCAAACUCCAUCCAGAGAGGACCCAGGACACAAACCUAGGUCUCCUUACUACGAGUGUACCAGCUCUUCCACUGCCCCAACAUGUCACCCUUAAAUGGUUCAAAGAAGGACUAACCACACUAAAUGUUCUUGAAGCAAUGAAACAAAAUCCAUCAGGAUUCAUGAAAUACUUCUGUUUUUCUGAGAAAAAAAUAACUUCUGAAAUUAUAGAGAAUCUUUUUAAAGCUGAGUUUAGCCAGCCUGGUAGCAACAGAAGACAAGAGGAAGUGAGGACAGCUGCAUACUGGGCAGACUACUUGUUAGAUAUUGAAGGUAAAACAUCAUUUGCUGAACCAUCUUUGGAAGAUAUCCUCAUGUUCUCAACCGGUGUUUCCUCAAUCCCACCAAUCGGCUUCCAUCCAAAGCCAACAGUUAAUUUCUUGCAUAAUGAGUCGCCAUAUCCCAUUGCUCAAACAUGCACCAAUUCUUUAAGCAUCCCCAUACAUAAAACAUAUGAUAAAUUCAAGUACCAUAUGAAUUUUGGUAUUCUAAACUCACCUGGAUUUGGGCAACACUAAAUUCUGAUAUAAUUAAUCAUCAUAUAUUUUUACCAGCCCUGAACUUGCUCUUUCAUUACAUUUUCCACAAAAAUUAUAUUAUUAGCUAUGUCAGUUAUUAUUUUUUGAAAGUUUUUGGCUGAUUUUACAUUUAAAGUUGCUUCAGUUCAUUUUGCAAACAUGCACAUUUUUUUCUUUAUUACCGAAUUACCAGGAUCUUCCAUCAAUCAUUUUUCACGUAAUUUCAUUUUGGUCAGUUGUGCACAGUUACAUUUUGUUUGCAAUUAUGUUAUUAAUAAUGUUAAUUUUUCAAAGAAAGGAAGUUGCUAAGCUUUGUGUUUAUACAUAUUUUGUGUAAAUAGAAAUUUUACAAUGUAAUACUUCUAAUAGCUUUUUUUUUAUAUUUCAUAUUAUGUAAUGUUUUAAACCAUACUUUUGAAAUGGUUUGACUUGAACCUUGUUAAUGUUGCUUCAAUGAGAUGUACCAUUGAAGUGCUCUUGUUGUUAUUAAACAAAAAUUUGUAAACUUAAUGUUCA